Molecule: messenger RNA, 1835 nt
Organism: Thalassophryne amazonica
Lineage: Eukaryota; Metazoa; Chordata; Actinopteri; Batrachoidiformes; Batrachoididae
Gene: mpzl1l
Product: myelin protein zero-like 1 like
Exons: 6
Coding region: 85-882 (265 amino acids)
Cellular component (GO): membrane; cell surface; focal adhesion
Source: RefSeq, a predicted model, not a curated record
UAUCCACGCUGCCACUGGACUCUUCGAUGAAGGAGUGUCGCCAGAGGAAAAAUCGGUGGAGCUGCUGCUGUUUACAACAAAAUAAUGGAACCAAAAUGGUCCAAAACCGUCUACGAGCGGGUAUUAUUGUCCGGGUUUACGCUGUGUUUGCUAUUAGUCACUAAUCCUACAUCAGCAAUUGACAUCCACGCUGACUCUGAAGUGAUGAUUGAGAACGGCACCACAGGAAUCCUUCGCUGCUCCUUCAGGUCCAGUGAAGUAGUUAGCAACACCACCUCAGUGACGUGGUCAUUCCAGUCGACUCAGCCUGAUACUCCAUAUUCCAAAGCUCCAUAUGUAAUUUUCUACUUUACCAGCGGGAAGGCAUACCCAGGGCCGCCCGAGUUCAAAGAGAGAGUGCAGUUUGUUGGAGACAUCAACAAGAAGGACGCCUCCAUACAACUGAACCGUGCUCAGUUCAGUGACAACGGUACCUACCUCUGUGAUGUGAAGAACCCCCCAGACAUAUCAGGAACCCCAGCCCGAACAGAGGUGCGGGUUGUUCUGAAAGAGUCUCUUCCUCAGAAGAACAUGGCCGUUAUCAUUGGAGCGGUUUGUGGUGCAUUAGCCGUACUUGUCCUCAUCGCUGUAGGAAUCUGCCUCGUCAUGCGGCUCAUGCACAACCGCCAUGAAUAUGAAGGAUGCACAUCCUUGGAAAGCGAGAACACUCGCGCUCCACAACCACGAAAGAAGGUGGAGUCCAGUCUGGCAGGCUCCAGGUGUAGCAGUCCCUCGGGUCCCGUGCAGGGCCCGGUGAUAUAUGCCCAGCUGGAUCACUCGGGCAGCAAAAACUCAUUCCAUAAGAUGGAGCCAGUGGUCUACGCUGACAUCCGCAAAAACUGAAGAGGACAUCAGCACCACGGGGAAAAAAGACAAAAAAAAAAAAUAAUAAUAAUAAUCAGACCUCUAUCAGCUGCUCUCGGGACAGGUGAAAAUCCACAGAAUUGGUGCAUUUUUCUUUACUGUCCACAGAAAGCAUGUUAUAUUAUAAAAUAAUGUUUUCAUGUGCUUUAUGUUAAAGUCAUAAAAAAAAGCAAAGGUAAGGAAUCACUAUAGUGGACGUGAUAACACUCCAAUAUGUUUGAGUUUAUUCUGCAUUACAGGGAUCAAAUUAAGGAAAACAAAGCCUUUAAUGACAUCAUUCCAUGUGUAAAAAUAUUUUAUCAUUGUGGCUUAAAAAAAUCAGGCUCUGAAGCUUGGUGACGGUUUUGGGGCACGUGCAGCGUGAUGCACGCUGCCUGCAGUGUUUUAUUUUAUUUUUUUUAUUUGUUUUUUUUUUUUGCAUGCUGUCAUGAUGUCUGUAACUUGAGUACUCGUUAGCGGAUCGUAACACAUGACGUUACUGUGAAUGCUCUGGUUUCCUGUAAAGUUCCAGCAUGUUGGAUUUUCUUAAAAAAAAAAAAAAAAAAAACUGAUCCUCACCUCAGCUUUAUGUUUUAAUCAGAAAAAUCAAUGUUUGUCUUGAAUCUAAUGAGUGCACGCACAGAAAAGAAACCCAGCAUCAGACUUUAAGGCAGUUUCUGUCCAUUUCUAUUUUAUUUAUUUAUUUUAUUUUUAUUUUUUUUUUGAGUUGCUGCUAAUGGUCAUAGACUGGGCAGGUUUUUUUUUGUGGUAAAAUGUUACAUUGAGGUGAAAUAUCUUUUUAUGAAGACAUUUUCAGACAUGCAGGCUAUGUUUUGGCUUUCCAACGUGCAUCACGUCUUGCGCCUCUCGCCUCGCCAUUCAUCCGCCAUCUUAUUCCAUUUUCAACAGCAGUUGUCUGUUUGGUUUCAGGUCAAUUCUAAGCUAUAAAAAAA